Triplophysa dalaica is the source of this 913-nucleotide messenger RNA. It is a transcript of the gene gpx1b, whose product is annotated as glutathione peroxidase 1b. Gene Ontology annotation, cellular component: cytosol; mitochondrion. The transcript has 2 exons. Gene Ontology annotation, biological process: hydrogen peroxide catabolic process; glutathione metabolic process; response to selenium ion. The record is from RefSeq and is a predicted model, not a curated record. Gene Ontology annotation, molecular function: glutathione peroxidase activity. NCBI's taxonomy places the organism in Eukaryota, Metazoa, Chordata, Actinopteri, Cypriniformes, Nemacheilidae.
CUGAUAAAUGUUUGACAUCAGAGACGUUUCCUUAUUUCGCACUUUUUAUCUGCAAGACAGUAAAGGAGAAACAUGGCUGGCAAGAAAUCAUUUUACGACAUCACAGCUAAAACGCUCACAGGCGAUGAGUUUAAGUUCUCAUCUUUAAAGGGCAAAGUGGUCCUCAUCGAGAAUGUCGCAUCUCUUUGAGGAACGACCACCAGGGAUUACACCCAGAUGAACGAGCUCCAUGAUCGCUUCUCAGAGAAAGGGCUUGUGAUUCUGGGUGUCCCCUGCAAUCAGUUUGGCUUUCAGGAAAACUGUAAAAACGAAGAGAUCCUUAUGUCGUUGAAGUACGUCCGUCCUGGGAAUGGCUUCGAACCCAAGUUCCAGCUUUUGGAAAAGGUCGAUGUGAACGGCAAAGACGCGCAUCCUCUCUUCGUUUUUCUCAAGGAGAAACUUCCGUCCCCGAGCGAUGAGCCAAUGGCCUUCAUGGGCGACCCAAAAUUCAUCGUGUGGAGUCCCGUGUGCAGAUACGACAUCGCGUGGAACUUCGAGAAGUUUCUCAUCGCGUCCGACGGAGUGCCAUUCAAACGCUACGGCAGAAGAUACCUGACCAGCAACGUCGAGGGAGACAUAAAGAAGCUUCUCAGCGUCGCAAAAUAAAAUGCUGGAUUUAGAGAUCAUGUUGCUAGUGUAUUUGCAUGUCAUACUAUUACCUGAAUUGGUCUCAACGGGUUUUAAUAGCAGGUUGUGGUCUUGUGCGUGAUGUUGCUAUGUUUGGACUUUUACUUUAUGAAGAUGCUCCUGUAAACAUGCUUGUCUGUGGGGAGGAUCUGAUGUCAUGCAAAAACUCAAACUAAGAGGUUGCAUUAAGCUCAUGUAGCACAACGUGCCUUGUGAACCAAUAAAUGUUUUCUACUGGUUUCCUUGA